AUGACGGAGGGGCCCAAGAAGUCCAGCAGAAAGUUCAAGUUCUUCAAGUUCAAGGGCCUUGGGAGUCUCUCCAACCUCCCCCGGUCCUUCACUCUGAGACGGUCUUCAGCCCCCAGCAGUAUCAGGGCCCCUCUGGAGCCUGACACCUUCGAAGCCACACAGGAUGACAUGGUGACAGUUCCCAAGAGCCCUGCAGCCUAUGCCCGUUCCAGUGACAUGUACAGUCACAUGGGCACCAUGCCUCGACCCAACCUCAAGAAGGCUCGGGACAAACAGGCCACCCAGCAGGCCCAAGAGGUGGCACAGGAGCCCCAUCUGGUCCCACGAGGUCUGCCCGACCCACCGGGCUUGGAGGCAGCCGAGGAGGAGGUGGAGGCUGGUGGCCCCCCGGAGGACACGGCGGCAGAGGAACCUGGCCCUUCCAGGAUGGAGGUGGACACCUUGAGAAAGCCCGAGGAUCCCACAGCAGACACGGAGGCGGGCGGAGUUCCUCAGGACGCCGGCCCAGAAGGGGCCUCAGGCGAGCUGGAGGCUGCGGGGGACUACGUGAAGUUCUCCAAGGAGAAGUACAUCCUGGACGCCUCGCCGGAGAAACUGCACAAGGAGCUGGAGGAAGAGCUGAAACUCAGCAGCACGGACCUCCGCAGCCACGCCUGGUACCACGGCCGCAUCCCCCGCGAGGUCUCAGAGACCCUGGUGCAGCGCAACGGCGACUUCCUCAUCCGGGACUCGCUCACCAGCCUGGGCGACUACGUGCUCACAUGCCGCUGGCGCAACCAGGCCUUGCACUUCAAGAUCAACAAGGUGGUGGUGAAGGCGGGCGAGAGCUACACCCACAUCCAGUACCUGUUCGAGCAGGAGAGCUUCGACCACGUGCCUGCCCUGGUGCGCUACCACGUGGGCAGCCGCAAGGCCGUGUCGGAGCAGAGCGGCGCCAUCAUCUAUUGUCCGGUCAACCGCACCUUCCCGCUGCGCUACCUCGAGGCCAGCUACGGCCUGGGCCCGGCAGGCGGCAAGGCCUCCAGCCCCGCCAGCCCCUCGGGGGCCAAGGGCAGCCACAUGAAGCGACGCAGUGUCACCAUGACAGAUGGGCUCACCGCCGACAAGGUCACCCGCAGCAGCGACAGCUGCCCCACCAGCACGUCCCUGCCGCAGCCCCGGGACUCCAUCCGCAACUGCACCCUCAGCAUGGACCGGAUUCCGGACCUGCACUCGCCCCUGCCCCCCAUCUCCGAGAGCCCCAGCUCCCCCGCCUACAGCACAGUCACCCGCGUCCACGCCGCCCCUGCAGCCCCCUCCACCACUGCGCCGCCCGCCUCUCCCAUCGCCCGCCGCUCCAGUGAGCCCCAGCUGUGUCCCGGAAGUACCCCAAAGCCCCUCGGGGAGUCAGACAAGGCCCCCCACGCCAGCCCCAACCACAGCCUCGGCAAGGCCUCCCCGUCGCCGUCGCUCAGCAGCUACAGCGACCCGGACUCUGGCCACUACUGCCAGCUGAAGCCCCCCGCGCGCGGCAGCCGCGAGUGGGCCGCGGCCGAGCCCUCUAGCCGGCAAGCGCGGAGCUACGGGGAGAGGCUAAAGGAACUGUCGGAAAGCGGGGCCCCCGACGGGGACAGGGGCAAGGGCUUCACUGCGCCCGUUGUGGAAGCCACCUCCUCCUUCAACCCCGCCACCUUCCAGUCGCUGCUGAUCCCCAAGGAAAACCGGCCCCUGGAGGUGGGGCUGCUGCGCAAGGUGAAGGAGCUGCUGACCGAGGUGGACGCCCGGACGCUGGCCCGGCACGUCACCAAGGUCGACUGCCUGGUUGCUAGGAUACUGGGCGUUACCAAGGAGAUGCAGACCCUAAUGGGAGUCCGCUGGGGCAUGGAGCUGCUCACCCUCCCCCAUGGCCGGCAGCUCCGACUAGACCUGCUGGAGAGGUUCCACACCAUGUCCAUCAUGCUUGCGGUGGACAUCCUGGGCUGCACGGGCUCCGCGGAGGAGCGCGCGGCGCUGCUGCACAAGACCAUCCAGCUGGCCGCCGAGCUGCGAGGGACCAUGGGCAACAUGUUCAGCUUCGCCGCCGUCAUGAGCGCCCUGGACAUGGCCCAGAUUUCCCGGCUAGAGCAGACGUGGGUGACCCUGCGGCAGCGACACACAGAGGGUGCCAUACUGUACGAGAAGAAGCUCAAGCCUUUUCUCAAGAGCCUCAACGAAGGCAAAGAAGGCCCGCCGCUGAGCAACACCACGUUUCCGCACGUGCUGCCGCUCAUCACGCUGCUGGAGUGCGACGCGGCGCCCACCGAGGGCCCGGAGCCCUGGGAGAGCACGGAGCACGGCGUGGAGGUGGUGCUGGCGCACCUGGAGGCGGCGCGCACCGUGGCGCACCACGGGGGCCUCUACCACACCAACGCCGAGGUCAAGCUGCAGGGGUUCCAGGCCCGCCCGGAGCUGCUGGAGGUGUUCAGCACCGAGUUCCAGAUGCGCCUCCUCUGGGGCAGCCAGGGCGCCAGCAGCAGCCAGGCCCAGCGCUACGAGAAGUUCGAGAAGGUCCUCACCGCCCUGUCCCACAAGCUGGAGCCUGCCGUGCGCUCCAGUGAGCUGUGACCCCCAGGGACUGUUCCCCUCUGCUGCGGCAGGCAGCACUGGGGACAGAAGGGCACAGACCUUCCCCAGAGCACCCCAGGGACACUGUGAUCAGCCCAAGAAUGUUCUGGGUUCAACUCCAGGAUCUCCCUUGCACCUCCAGGGUCCUGCUGACUCCGGGCUCCGUCCCACUGCCACACGCUCACCGAGUCUCCCUCAGGAAGGACAGGAAGCCCUGUUCCUCCCCCUGGCUUCUGCUGUUCCUCUUCCGGUCGAGGUUCCCCGACUUGGAGCCAUGGAGGCCCCCAGGCCUCCUCUCCACACCAGGCCUCUGACCCCGCCGCACCCCUGUAAAUAAGCCUGCCUGUCUGUAAAUAGAUGUACAGAGCCAUGUUCUUUCUUUCAUAUAAUAAACUUUUAUGACUCUUCUGA
Chinchilla lanigera (long-tailed chinchilla) is the source of this 2994-nucleotide messenger RNA. It is a transcript of the gene Sh2d3c, whose product is annotated as SH2 domain containing 3C. The record is from RefSeq and is a predicted model, not a curated record. Gene Ontology annotation, molecular function: phosphotyrosine residue binding; guanyl-nucleotide exchange factor activity. The transcript is spliced from 12 exons. Lineage: Eukaryota; Metazoa; Chordata; Mammalia; Rodentia; Chinchillidae. Gene Ontology annotation, biological process: positive regulation of peptidyl-serine phosphorylation; small GTPase-mediated signal transduction. Bases 1 to 2583 code for a protein of 860 amino acids.